Molecule: messenger RNA, 2667 nt
Organism: Seminavis robusta
Lineage: Eukaryota; Bacillariophyta; Bacillariophyceae; Naviculales; Naviculaceae
Source: the annotation of a GenBank genome assembly
AAUUCCCACACCAGAAGAUCACACACCAAACACCGAGAAAAACAAAGCGAACAAUCAUGGAGGAGGAAACAAUAGCGCACCUCCCUGAGGAAUUAGUAAAGGAAUGGAAACGGCUACAAGGGGUCUCAGGUUCCUUCAAGGGACCGCCGAAAGACGAGGCUGACAUGCAACAGCGAAAAGAUCACAAGGCAACAGUGAAGCAGUUCCUAGCCGGCCUCACCGUGGAACAGCGCAACGUGCUUAUCCCGCCCAAGAAAAAGGCCAACGACGCUGCAAAGAAUGAUAAACAUAACAAAGCCCCACUUCAGCAUAUUCUAGAGCCAAAAGAAAGCCCCGUGAAUUUGGGAUGGGGCGAAUGUGCGAAGCAGUAUUCUCAUGUUUUGUCAUUUUACAGCCACACGCGACGAUACCCCAUCGAAGAAUAUGAGGAUGAGCAUAUCUUUGGUGAUUUGGAUCGGCGAGUGCUUUCGAAUUUGUUUGAAGACGACCGGCCAAUCCAAAUGGGACAGCUGACAGGCACACAUAUUCAUCCGCUCAUCUGUGAGACUCCUGCGGCUUCCUCAGAACACUUUUAUCAAGCCGUCAAAUGUCAAGAGGAAGCUGAUGCAGAGUUUAUCUUGACUCAGCUCAAUUCACUGGAUGCUGCUAGAUUUGGUCAAUCCAGACUCUUGCUCACCAGCAGCCAAAAAGAAUGGUUGGUGGCCCGUGGGAUAAACGCAGACGACUUUCAACCACGAGGAAGCGGGUGGAUGCGAGGGAAAAAGGGACAGCUCCCCGCACGUAGGGAUUGGCGCCAAAUCAAGCAUUCAGUCAUGCUGCACAUUCUACGAGCGAAAUUUGGAGGCCAGGCCCUCGGUACCGCUGCUCGCCGAGCUGUUGAAGCCUUGAAAGUCGCCCCCCUUUUUGUCGAGCACACAACAAACGAUGCUGCCUGGGGCGACGGAGGGAGUGGAAACGGCACCAACUGGCUUGGGAAGUGUCUUACCCGAGUCUUCCUAGAGCUGAAAGGCCAGUUUCCGGUGGAUCCGCAAGCGAAUGAAACCAAUCUCUUCUCGCCUAACAAUCUACUGGUGAGAUACGUCCCGACUAGCGUUCCCAUCAAGAAUCGAACAUUGCCCACCGAUCAUCUCCCCUCUCCUGAUGUUUUGUUGAUUUUGGAUUUUGAAGCAACAUGUGACAAAGGCGGGAACCCCAAGCCACAAGAAAUCAUUGAAUGGCCAACUCUUGCGCUGUCUGUUGCCACUGGGAAAGUGGAGAAGGUUUUUCACCACUACGUGAAACCCACAAUCAAACCGGUUCUGUCGGAUUUCUGCACCGAGCUGACCGGGAUAACGCAGUCUCAAGUCGAUGCGGGUAAGCCUCUUAUCGACGUGAUGCAAAUGCACCUGCAGUGGUUGUCGGACAAUCGUCUGGUUCCAUUGUACGACGAGCAGGGAUCACCCACAAGCUGCACCGGUGAGGGACAAAGGACGUUUCUCUACACCAGCUGCGGCGAUUGGGAUCUCCGUACCGGCCUGGCGACGCAGCUUUCGCACCUGGGUGUUCCCGUCCCUUCAACAUUUAGCAAUUGGAUCAACGUCAAGAUAGCUUUCCAAAACGUAUACGCGUCAAAGAAACCAGGCGGCAUGGCAGAAAUGUUGAAGAGGUUGGGCCUGGAGUUGGAAGGGCAUCAUCAUUCCGGCAUUGAUGAUUGCCGCAACAUCGCCAUGAUUUGCCAAGCUCUGUUGAAGGACGAGUGGGUGCCAACGAGGACAUCGAUGCGGCGUUAGGGAUUGGUGCAGUCCAGGCCAUCGAUAAGUUUCAAAAGGAUUGCGAAAGCACACACAAGAAAUGAGGCUUCAUUUUGAACGCGGCUGCAACUGCUUUCUUGAUGUCAUCCUUCAGCUCAUUGAUGUCAGAAUCUUGAAGUUGCUUGUUGUUCGAAACCCCUUCAGGAGAAGCCACAUCAACUGGUUCUGAAUUCCACAAACUGUAAGCCCCAGCUAGAAGCCCCACCCCAGCAAGGAGAGCUACGAUGGACAGAAAAAGUUCAUCAAAAAAGGAGUGCUUGAAUGUGACCUCAAGCGCCGUUCCGGCCAAGAGCCAGUGGUAGAUGUUUGUGCCAAUCCUCCCCUUCAUAACCAAAGACAGGGCAAUGGCGGGAAUAGAAUAAAUGAUUAAACCAUCGCUGAAGGGUAUCUGGUGUUUUGUUGAAAAGAAUCCCAGCAAAGACAAGAAGAGGAACAGAAACUGAAAACAUGAAACCACGGGCCAUACGAUGUGUGAAGCUCGGACGGCUUGAUGUUCUUGUGACAUACUGUAGCAACUUGCUCGUUCCAAUCUCGCCUUGUCCUGAAUGGGGAAAAUAUGCCUCAAAAUAUCUGUCUUCCGGAAGGCCCUGAUGAAAACUCGCUCGCUGGCCCACUGGUCCAGGCACUGGAUCGCUUACCAUCUCUGCUUGGGGGAUGCUCUGCAAAAAUCAACCGUCGAUUGAAUGCAUUCAAGCAGAAUGUGCUCCAGCAGUCCAGGACAUUGGUCAAGUUCAAAAGGAUUGCAAAAGUACACACAAGAAAUGCAAGGGCUUCAGAAACCUUAAAGCUGAUAAGAAUAUCUGCUUGGCUUUGAUAAUAUGUCGUAGCUAGAAGGGAUGUCAAUUUAGGUUGCCUUCUCUGCUGGCUUGCUUCGGUC